Messenger RNA from Hipposideros armiger (great roundleaf bat), 4572 nucleotides. It is a transcript of the gene FBXO10, whose product is annotated as F-box protein 10. Lineage: Eukaryota; Metazoa; Chordata; Mammalia; Chiroptera; Hipposideridae. Gene Ontology annotation, molecular function: protein binding. The transcript has 10 exons. Gene Ontology annotation, biological process: regulation of apoptotic process; ubiquitin-dependent protein catabolic process. The record is from RefSeq and is a predicted model, not a curated record. The coding region runs from base 7 to 2877 and encodes 956 amino acids.
GUGACCAUGGAGGCUGGCGGGCUCCCUCUGGAGCUGUGGCGCAUGAUCUUAGCCUACCUGCACCUUCCCGACCUGGGCCGCUGCAGCCUGGUGUGCAGGGCCUGGUAUGAGCUGAUCCUCAGUCUCGACAGCACCCGCUGGCGGCAGCUAUGUCUGGACUGCAUCGAGUGCCGCCACCCCAACUGGCCCAACCAGCCUAAUGUGGAGCCUGAGUCUUGGAGGGAGGCUUUCAAGCAGCAUUACCUUGCCUCAAAGACGUGGACCAAGAAUGCCCUGGACUUGGAGUCCUCUAUCUGCUUUUCUCUGUUUCGCCGGAGGAGGGAACGUCGUACCCUGAGUGUCGGGCCAGGCCAUGAGUUUGACAGCCUGGGCAGUGCGUUGGCCAUGGCCAGCCUCUAUGACCGGAUUGUGCUGUUCCCAGGUGUGUACGAAGAGCAAGGUGAAAUCAUCCUGAAGGUGCCUGUGGAGAUUGUGGGCCAUGGGAAGCUGGGCGAAGUGGCCCUCCUAGCCAGCAUUGACCAGCACUGCUCAACCACACGCCUGUGCAACCUCGUCUUCAUGCCGGCCUGGUUCUCACCCUUCAUGUUUAAGACAACAUCAGGUCAUGUCCAGUUUGACAACUGCAACUUCGAGAAUGGGCACAUCCAGAUCCAUGGACCAGGCACCUGCCAAGUGAAGUUUUGCACCUUCAAAAACACCCAUGUCUUCCUGCACAACGUGCCCCUGUGUGUCCUGGAAAACUGUGAAUUUGUGGGUAGUGAAAACAACUCUGUGACUGUUGAGGGCCACCCAUCUGCGGACAAGAACUGGGCCUACAAGUACCUACUCGGGCUCAUCAAGUCCUCUCCCAGUGUGCUCCCCACAGAGAACUCUGACUCUUUAAUGUCUCUGGACCUGGAGAGCAGGGACCAGGCCUGGAGCCCAAGGACCUGUGACAUUGUCAUUGAGGGCAGCCAGAGCCCUACGAGCCCAACCUCUAGCUCCCCGAAGCCAGGCUCCAAGGCUGGCUCACAGGAGGCAGAGGUGGGCAGCGAUGGGGAAAGGGUGGCCCAGACCCCAGACAGCAGCGAUGGAGGCCUAAGUCCCAGCGGUGAGGAUGAGGACGAGGACCAGCUCAUGUACAGACUGUCCUACCAAGUGCAGGGCCCACGCCCUGUUCUGGGGGGGUCCUUUCUGGGCCCACCUCUGCCAGGAGCAUCCAUUCAGCUGCCCAGCUGCCUAGUGCUGAACUCGCUGCAGCAGGAGCUGCAGAAAGACAAGGAGGCCAUGGCACUGGCCAGCUCCGUGCAGGGGUGCCUCAUCCGCAAGUGCCUCUUCCGGGACGGGAAGGGAGGCGUCUUUGUGUGCUCCUACGGCCGAGCCAAGAUGGAAGGAAACAUCUUCCGGAACCUGACUUACGCGGUGCGGUGUAUACACAACAGCAAGAUCGUCAUGCUGAGGAACGACAUUCACCGCUGCAGAGCAUCAGGCAUCUUUCUUCGCUUGGAGGGCGGAGGCUUGAUCGCUGGCAACAACAUAUACCAUAACGCGGAGGCUGGCGUUGACAUCCGGAAGAAGUCCGACCCGCUAAUCCUGUGUAACCAGAUCCACCAUGGCCUUCGCUCUGGCAUUGUCGUCCUUGGCAAUGGGAAAGGCAUCAUCCGGAGCAAUCAAAUCUUUUCAAAUAAGGAAGCUGGCAUUUAUAUCCUGUACCACGGAAAUCCAAUCGUGAGCGGGAACCACAUUUUCAAGGGCCGUGCAGCCGGCAUAGCAGUCAACGAGAAUGGCAAAGGCCUCAUCACAGAAAAUGUCAUCCGUGAGAAUCAGUGGGGAGGCGUGGACAUCCGCCGGGGAGGGGUCCCCGUGCUCAGGAGCAACCUCAUCUGCUUUGGUUAUUCAGACGGAGUGGUCGUGGGAGAAGAAGGCAAAGGGCUAAUAGAAGGAAACACUAUUUAUGCUAAUAAGGGCUGUGGUGUGUGGAUGAUGUCAUCCAGCCUGCCCCACGUCACCAGCAACCACGUCAGCUACAAUGGCCUGUAUGGAGUGGCAAUGUUUAGCCAGAAGGAUGGUUCCGGUGAGUUCCCUGGAGGCCAUGGGGCCCAGGAGAACUUCAGUGAGGACGGGGACGCCAUCCUCUGGGAGACAGAGCUGGAGAAGGACGAUGACCCGCUGCGCCGGCCCAUCACCAUAGCUCUUGUUGAGUCUAACAGUAUUAACCACAAUGGAGCCUCAGGACUCUACGUCCAGAGCAGUGAGGCACUGCACAUCAUCACCAACGUGAUCCACGCCAACGGGGACAGAGGCAUCACUGUGGCCCAGAGCAGCCAGCUCACCCGUGUGGCUAACAACAGCAUCUCCUGCAACCGCCAGAGUGGGGUCAAGGUUGAGGCCCAGUGCAAGGUGGAGCUCCGGGGCAAUGGUAUCUAUGACAACAGAGGCCAUGGCAUCAUCACCAAGGGUGACAGCACCAUCGUCAUUGAAAACGACAUCAUUGGCAACCGGGGCAGUGGGCUGCAGCUGCUGCCCAGGUCUGACACCAAGGUAAUAAAGAACCGGAUCCAUUCAUUCCGUGCCUAUGGCAUCGCAGUGCGGGGCCGCACCAAGGCUCUGGUGCAGGAGAACAUCAUCUUCCAGGGCAAGACCAACAAGACCAUCUUCCAGCAGGUCUCAAACAACCACGAAUGCAUCAUGAAAAACAACAAGUUCUUGGUCUUCAAGAAAAAGUCUGACACAUGGCGCCUGGUGAACCCACCAGCACGCCCUCACCUUGAAAACUCUCUCCGAGGCCCCUCUGCAGCCCACAGUGGGCAGAAGGUAACAGCCAUGGCAACCAGGAUCACAGCCCGUGUUGAAGGUGGGUACCACAGCAACCGCAGCAUCUUCUGCACCAUCCUAUAAGGAUGGAGAGCCCGAGUGUGGUAACGCGCGCUGCCCAAAGACUGUUGGAGCACCAGCCACAUAUCCUGUUCUCAGACUCAGGUCUUGAGCCAAGCUGAGGUGAGGCCUUCAGGAUGGAAGCAGCAGUGCCUGAGAAGGAUCCAGGUCCUCCUCCUCACCACACCCCUGAAAAACCAGGCUCCUAAAGCCUCCAGGGACUAAGAAGAAGGUACCUCCAAAACCCUUCAGCUCCACAGCUCUCAGUAGGAAGGAACUUGGAAGUGUUUUCCAAGGAGAAAAAAGGAAUGGAUAUUGGUGGGUUUCCAGUCACUCAAGCUCUUGUAGAGGUUAUGAAGAGCUGGGGAAAACUGAUACUGAAGCUUUGGUCUGAGUUACAGCUUCUGUUUGAGUUACAGAGAGCUGUGUUUUACACACCAAAUCCAAGCUCUUCUCAGGGAAGAGAUUUACUCCUGAAAGAGGGAUGUGAUUCUAGUGAGGUGGAAAGAGACAGCUGCCCCAGAAUUUCCCCCUUUCCUACAUCUUUGUCCUGAUCUCUCCAGGGACACCGCCACACCCUCCCAGCUGCCGGCAGAGGCUGGAGAAGUUGUUUGGUUUCCUUAAGGACAUAGUUCUCAUAGACUUAGACAUGGACCUGUGAGGGAGGAAGGGGCUUUGCCUAGGGAUAAGGGACAUGCCCAAAACAGGAGGGGAGUGUAGAGGUUUCCUGUGAGUGGCCCAGGUGCCGAGCUGGGCAGUGCAGGGACGCAUAUGGCUCCACUCUACCCGCAAGGAGCUCCCAAACGCAGGAGGACAUUAGCUCGGUGGAUUCAAACCCCAAAAGUACACCCACGCCAGCUGCCCCUCCAGACUGGUGGAGAUGAAGGUGCCUAGGGCCCCUCAUCUGUGUCCAUGCUCCCAUGGUCAACCACCUGCCUUUACUGACCCCCCAUGGUUUCCACUCAGUGCCUUGGCUCAUGCUGUCCCCCUCCUCCUGGCAUGCGUGCCCUCCUCUCCAUCUGCACAUGGCCAGGGCCUCCCCAUUCUUCAAGGUGUAGCUCAGACACUGCCAUCUUCAAUGCUCUUCCCUGAGCCUCCCCUGCCUUUCUCUGCCCCUCAGGUACUGAGCACUCUCUGCCUUGGAGUUAUCCAGGUCCAUCCCUGUGCCACUCACCUGCCUAGGGCAGGUCUGUCUAUGUCCCCAGUCCCCAGCCCAGGCCUGGGGUAGAGCCAGUAGUCUGAGUGAGGAGAGGAAGGCCAGUUCCCAAAGAGAUUUACUGAACUGUACUGUGUGUCAAGGUCCCAGAGCCAGGUGGGCUCAAACCCUGCACUGACUUCUGGAGGAGGGGGCUGGAUGUAGGACCUGAACCAUCCCCCUCCCACUCAACCUUUCCUGUGGGGCCUCCAGCAGCCUGUUGGGGUCGCUGUCUGCACCUCACCAAUGGCUUCCCACGCUGGUUCCACCAGGCCCUCGGUGCUGCUCUCCCAGGUCAGGUGGGAGGGGGCGAGGGAGCCAGGAGCAUGGCCUCUCCUUGAGGACUUUGGGCACAAGAGCACUGGCCCCUCCUGUCUCAACACUGUCCUUUGCACUUCUCUGGUGGCCCCAAUGUGAGUCGCUGUAUAAAAUGCUGCCUUUAUUAUUUUGUAAGCAAUGACUUUUUUGUGAACCAAGUGCGUAUGAAACUCUCAGCAACUAAAAUAAAGUUCUAUAUUUUAAAA